This is a messenger RNA of Antechinus flavipes (yellow-footed antechinus), 1501 nucleotides long. It is a transcript of the gene SLC25A33, whose product is annotated as solute carrier family 25 member 33. Bases 173 to 1144 code for a protein of 323 amino acids. Gene Ontology annotation, biological process: pyrimidine nucleotide import into mitochondrion. Gene Ontology annotation, molecular function: pyrimidine nucleotide transmembrane transporter activity. NCBI's taxonomy places the organism in Eukaryota, Metazoa, Chordata, Mammalia, Dasyuromorphia, Dasyuridae. The record is from RefSeq and is a predicted model, not a curated record. Gene Ontology annotation, cellular component: mitochondrion. The transcript has 7 exons.
GACGGCGGCUGCGGCCGAGGAGGCCUGAGGCGGGGAGGAGGAGGAGGAGGCAGGCCGGGGACCCGCCGACCAACCGACCCACGGUCCGACCGACUGACUGACUGGGACUGACCGACAGCCGGCGGCGGCGGCGGAGCCCCGAGCCUUGCCGCUCUCCUCAUCCGGCCCGGCCAUGGCGACGGCCCCUUCGCAGCAGAAGGAGAACACGCUGCUGCACCUCUUCGCCGGAGGGUGUGGGGGCACAGUUGGUGCUAUUUUUACUUGUCCUCUAGAGGUAAUUAAGACCAGACUUCAGUCUUCAAGAUUGGCUUUACGAACUGUCUAUUAUCCUCAAGUUCAACUGGGGACCAUUAGUGGAGCUGGAGUGGUGAGACCAACAUCAGUAUCACCUGGACUCUUACAGGUUCUCAAGUCAAUUUUGGAGAAAGAGGGACCAAGGUCACUUUUUAGAGGCUUGGGUCCAAACUUAGUUGGAGUUGCACCAUCAAGAGCUGUGUACUUUGCAUGUUACUCCAAGGCCAAGGAGCAGUUUAAUGGCAUUUUUGUGCCCAACAGCAAUAUUGUCCACGUUUUCUCCUCAGGCUCUGCAGCUUUUAUCACAAAUACCUUAAUGAAUCCUAUAUGGAUGGUUAAAACCCGGAUGCAGUUAGAACGGAAAGUCAGGGGUUCCAAACAAAUGAACACUGUCCAAUGUGCUCGUUACGUGUACCAGACAGAAGGCAUUCGUGGAUUCUAUAGAGGAUUAACAGCCUCAUACGCAGGCAUUUCUGAGACCAUAAUCUGUUUUGCUAUUUAUGAAAGCUUAAAAAAAUGGCUAAAAGAGGUUCCAUUAACCCCUUCUGCAAAUGGAACUGAGAGAAGCAGAAAUACCAACUUUUUUGGACUUAUGGCUGCUGCUGCUAUUUCCAAGGGGUGUGCCUCCUGUAUUGCUUAUCCACAUGAAGUGAUAAGAACACGGCUUCGAGAAGAGGGCACCAAGUAUAAGGCUUUCAUUCAAACAGCCCGCCUGAUAGCACGAGAAGAAGGUUAUCUGGCUUUCUACAGAGGACUCUUUGCCCAGCUCAUCCGGCAGAUCCCAAAUACUGCUAUUGUGUUGUCCACCUAUGAGUUAAUUGUGUACUUGCUGGAAGACCAUACGAAAUGACAGACCAGGAAAUGGACUUUUAAUAGAAUAAAAUGGAAAAACUGCCGGGCAGUUUCUCCACUGAUGUUUAGAGUAUUUAAGAGACUCAUGCAGGAAUGGCUGAAACAUCUCUGGCUUUAUCACCUGCUGGACUUUUCCUUUUGGAUUCAUGCUUUCUGGAAGGUUUUAAUUCAUUAACGUUAAUAGUUAAUUACAAUUUUUUUUAACUUAAGAAUUCAGAAUUAAGCAGCUACUAAAUUAAAUCAUGCUAUUUAAUUUAAGUAUAAAUUCUGUGUCCUUUUUAUUUAUGUUCAUUGUGUUGUCGUGUCUGUCAUUUAUUUUAAUAAAAUGUGCUCCAUAAAGAGAGCUGAUCUAUAA